AUGGUAAUCAAACCAGUAAUAGAACAUUCGAGACGAAAUAACAGGGAAACUUUGCUUUUUUGCAAAGAGGUUGAGGUAAUUAAUUUGGAUAUGCAAGAGGCUUCAAAUAAAGUCGUAGUUUUAUUCAAUAGUGGUGCUCAAGUAACUUGUAUAUCAAAGAAACUAGCAAAGAGAUUAAACCAAGAAGAUAUUGAUCACGAGCAAGUGAAGUCUGCAACAUUCGGUAACAGGAGACCUCAACAAUCCAUUACAGCCAAAGUACGAAUUGGAAUAAAAACUAUUGAAGCAGAUAUCAUUACCUAUGGUAGCUACAGUAGUCAACUAUUUAACAAGUAA
Molecule: messenger RNA, 336 nt
Organism: Loa loa (African eye worm)
Lineage: Eukaryota; Metazoa; Nematoda; Chromadorea; Rhabditida; Onchocercidae
Exons: 1
Coding region: 1-336 (111 amino acids)
Source: RefSeq, a predicted model, not a curated record